ACCAUGUUAAUCAUAUCACGUGCAAUUGCAGGUCUAGGUGGAGGAGGUCUUAUAGGACUUGUAUAUAUUAUUAUUUCUGAAAUAGUUCCUAUCAAAGAGCGUGGAAAAUAUCAAGGAAUUAUUGGUGGUUGUUUUGGUAUCGCGUCUGUUGUGGGUCCACUGUUGGGCGGUGUUUUUACUGACAAGGUUACAUGGAGGUGGGCAUUUUUUAUUAAUAUUCCUCUAGGUGUCAUCACCUUUAUCCUUGUUGUAUUUUUAUUGCACCUUCCAAGUCCUACCAGCUCUUUAUUGACAAAACUCAAGCGCAUUGAUUGGUUGGGUGCUUUUACUCUGGUUGUUGCUACUAUUCUUUUGUUAUUAUCGCUUAAUUGGGCUGGUUCAAAAUAUGCAUGGAGUGAUCCUCUCAUUAUAGUUUUAUUAUGUUUAGGCAGUAUUGGAUAUAUCAUAUUUGUUUUUAUAGAAGCCAAUUUCGCCAAAGAACCAAUUGCUCCUCUUUAUUUAUUCAAAAACAUUAAGAUAGUUGCAUGUUUUGGUGUAAAUCUCUUUCAUGGAAUGGCUAUUUUGUCUUUAGCGUUCUUUAUACCACUUUAUUUUCAAGUUGUCAAGUCUGAAUCUGGUGUAGUCAUUAUGUCUAUCUUUUCAGGCCAACUAGUUUCAAGAACAGUCUUCUUUACAUAUGGUGCAAUUUGUGUUUUGGGAAGUAUUUUAAUGGCAAUAGGAUCUGGAUUGAUUAGUACAUUUACAGAAGAUUCAAGUCAAAUUCAAAUAGUUGGUUAUUCAUUAAUAACUGGUAUAGGUGCUGGUUUAAUUUUACAAAUUACUGUAUUAGCUGGACAAGGAAUUGCAGAGCCUAAGGAUAUUGCUACAGUUACUUCAUUAUUGGCGUUUUUCAGAACUAUGGGCGCAGUUUUUGGUAUAGCUAUCUUAGGCACAGUCUUUAAUAAUGUAUUUAAUUCAAAUUUACCACAACAAUUUCAAGGGUCUCUACAAAACUUUGGCAUAUUUAUGUCAGGCAAACCUUCUCAAAUUAUAAUUCACAAUUUUUUAAUAGCUUUAGAUGCCACAUUUCAAAUUAGAUGA
Messenger RNA from Dentiscutata heterogama, 1080 nucleotides. The record is from the annotation of a GenBank genome assembly. Lineage: Eukaryota; Fungi; Glomeromycota; Glomeromycetes; Diversisporales; Gigasporaceae.